Phaedon cochleariae (mustard beetle) is the source of this 1866-nucleotide messenger RNA. Lineage: Eukaryota; Metazoa; Arthropoda; Insecta; Coleoptera; Chrysomelidae. The record is from the annotation of a GenBank genome assembly.
AUGAGUGGUGAAAGUUCAUGGUCGGCUUCCCUCAACGUUGUUGAAGGAUCUUCAGUACCAUUACAUCGCAGCCCAGAUCCAUCAACUUUUCCAAUCGCUCCUUGUACCCCUAGAAUACUCAAUGCAACUGAAUCCAGUAUAAGUGUAGCCUGGGAUUACCAAGAAGAUAAUGAUGGAAGCUUUGUUGGAUAUACUGUCGAAUAUUGGAGUCCUGAUUUACAAACCGGAUGGGUUAUAGCAGGACAUCGAAUACAGCACCCUUACAUGGUUGUCCAUGAACUAAAACCAGACAGUUCUUAUGUCUUCAUAGUGAGAGCUGAAAAUGCCCAUGGAUUAUCAGCAGCAAGUUUCGUCUCAGAUACUGCUAGAACUUUAGCCAAUACUAGGUCUCUUCCUAGAUCAGAACUUGAUACUGCAAGAACAAUACUAAGCACAAAACUUAUCGAACUCGAAGAUGCACGGCCACAGUCUUCCAGUUCUGUCAAACUGUUCUGGAGCUUCUCUGAAAGUGAUUUCGUCGAGGGAUUUUAUAUUAGGUUCAGAGAGUUCUCAGGUGGAUCACACAAUUAUAAUAUACUCACUGUCUUGAAUGUCGAAGCGGAAAUCUAUGUCGUCACAAAUUUGAAGAAAUUCACGAAAUAUGAAUUUUUCAUAUCGCCCUUCUUCAAAUCUAUAGAAGGACAACCUUCGAACUCACGUCAUGCUCAGACACAUGAAGAUAUACCUUCAGCACCACCAGACAGUAUCACAGCUGGAAUAUACAAUGAAACGGCCGGUUGGGUGAAAUGGUCAGCUCCCCCACCUCAACAUUGCAAUGGUGUUAUCAUCGGUUACAAAGUUCAAAUUAAAGGAAAUGUCAUUCGAUCUAUGACCUUGAAUGCCAGCACUACGAGUAUAUUGAUAAGUAAUCUAACUGCUGGUGGUAUAUACAAUGCUAGAGUGUCAGCAUUGACUAUUGCAGGGCAAGGUCCAUAUUCUAAUAUUAUUCCAUUACUUACGGCCUCAAGAGCUCAGAGCCCAAGAACUUUAGGUCCUUUGGUGCCACUAGUACGAAAAACAUGGUUUGUGAUACUUCUAGCAGUACUGCUAUUACUUUUACUAGCUGGAAGUGGCGGGUUACUGUAUUUGAAGAGGAGACAAUCUUUGAGCAAGCAGUUGGGGCACCUCAAUGUACCCGUAGUCAAUGCUUCUCAACUGAAUGCCAAAGAAAGCUUGUGGAUUGAUAGAGGAUGGAAAGCAAAUGAUUGUGAUAAAGAUUCCUCAGUGCCUCUUGCUGCGCCAGCAGACUAUGCUGAAGUAGACACAAAGAAUUUAUCGACUUUUUAUAACUGCAAUAAAUCAUCGGAAAACCCUUCGCCAUAUGCCACAACGAUAAUUCUUCCACCACCAAAAUGGUCAGAGAUCAUUCCACCCCCACCUAAUCAUUUACCACCGGAUUUUUCAAGAGAGAACCUGUCAGUACCGCAUUCACGAGGUUAUGGCAGUACUUGCAGCGGUAGUGCCAGUGGAUAUGGGUCUCAUGCUGUAAAUACUCCUCCCAAGUGUGGUAAAAUUCAAUACCCUAGGGUACGUUCAUGUGCUAACUGUGAUGCUCAUUGUUCGUUAGCUAGUGGAAGCUCAGGGCAUAGAUCUAGUAAUAAGGGUCAUUGUAGUGAUAUUAUUUAUAAUUGUGAUAGUAGUAAGAUUUGGUUCAACCAACAUUGGGAUGAUGGUGAUGCUGAUUGCGAGAGUGAUAGACACUCCUGCUCUAGUGGUCACAAUACCACGUGUUCAUGUAGUGAAUCAUCUUGCUUAUACGCUGAAGCUGGACCUUCUGAUAACUCACGACCUGUAGUUCUAUGCCAGCAAACGAGUGAGAGAGUUUAG